AUGAUAUUUAAACGAAAUAUUAUUUUAUUAUCAUUUUUAGUGGGCUUAGCAACCAUACUAAAAGGCAUUUUUACACAAAAAUUUCACUGUGAUAGGGAAUCACAAUUUUGUUUGACUGUAUCAAUUCCUAAUGUUUCUUUUGAUCCAAAAGAAACUUAUGCAUUAUUUCGAAUGGAAGCACCAUCAACAGUCGGUGUUAUAAUUUCGCAACGUAUUGCCAAAGGAUAUGAAGUUCCAAUAGUGACAAAGCAUCAACAUGAUAUAAUGUUAGAUCCAUCAAGUGGCAUUCAAGGAAAUAAAUUGGUGGUACUUUUCAGACGUCCAUUAUCUGUCAAUGGCUCUUUAAUUACAACCGACUCAACCACUUACAUCUGGGCAAUCCAUGACGCUGAACGGCCUGACGAAGAUCCAAACACUAUGGGAAUUGAAAGGCAUAAUGCACUUGGCACGAUGACAUACCUUGCUGGUGUAAAAUUCAAUAUUGAAAAUAGGCAUCAUGUUAUUGGAGGUGCUUUAACAUUUUGUUUCGCUGUUCAACUUUUAAUCGGAGCCAUUCAUCAUCAUUUAUAUAGCCCAGAACGUAAAUCUAUUCCUUGGUGGACAAAAGUUCAUUGGUGGUUCGGAAGAUUUGUUGUCAUCCUUGCAUUUGUACAAAUCCCAAUUGGUUUUAAUCUUUUCAAUGUUUCUAAAACAUACAUUGGUGGCUAUUUUAUCUAUUCAAUGGUUUUAAUCAUCACAUACAUUACAUUAUCAAUUGCAUUUUGGAGAAGAAGGAAAAGUGAAAUUCGUAAUUCUGGACGUUCGACUGUUUUGUAUACCGGAGUUCGUCAAGAUGAUGGUGAUUUUGAAACCUACUUUAAUACAAGUACUCGACUUUCUUAUACUUCUCCUUCACUGACACCACCACCUCCUACACCUCCAGGUCCACCUGAAGAUCCUUUACCAAAACCACCGCCCUUUAUAAACUCACCAAUUGAAAAUUUACCCCCACCUGAUAAAACUGGAUCUUCAAUUAAUUUUCCUUGGCUUUAUAAUGAUCAACCACCUAGAAUAAUACAAUAUCCAUAUCAUACGGCAGAAUUUAAAAGAAUUUUAUUAGCAAAUCUUUUACCUUUAGAGUUACAACAUAAAUUAUGUAAAUGGUUCGUUAUAAGAUUUCUAAGACGAUUACUACCGGAAACUUAUUUUCCUGACGAAUUCAUGUUAGGCGCAUCGUUAGCUGUACAACAGAUAUGUGCAUCACUUUCAAGUCCAUCUAAUCGGGAGCAAUUAGAAAAUAUGUUUACUCCAAGAUUAUAUAAUCGUUAUAUUACUGAACUUGAUAAAUUAUCAACCGAGAAAUCCACAAUAAAAAUAAAAUUAUCAAAAAUUUAUAAUUUAAAUAUACGUGAUAUUUGGUUAAACACUGGAGCUUCAGAAUUAUAUUCAGAUAAUAACAAAAAUAAAAAUAAAGACGAUGGUUUUAUUUUUGAAUGGAUGACAAUUAAAUUAGGUGUCAAACAAUCAUCAUCAAAAGAUGAAAACACUAAUACAUCAUCAUCGUCGACAACAUUUAAUGAAGCAAGACUUAGAACAUUAAAAAGUGUUGAAGAAGGAAUAAAAUUUAAGGUGGAUGUAGAGGUAGAUGCUGAUGUUGAUUAUAUUUUAAAAACAAAAGAUAACGUAGACUUGAUAAAUGAUCAAUCAAGAAGAAUUGGGUACGAAUUUUGA
Messenger RNA from Entrophospora sp. SA101, 1710 nucleotides. The record is from the annotation of a GenBank genome assembly. Lineage: Eukaryota; Fungi; Glomeromycota; Glomeromycetes; Entrophosporales; Entrophosporaceae.